This is a messenger RNA of Hansenula anomala, 2121 nucleotides long. RefSeq lists its product as uncharacterized. Gene Ontology annotation, biological process: intracellular iron ion homeostasis; copper ion import; iron ion transport. Gene Ontology annotation, cellular component: plasma membrane. Bases 1 to 2121 code for a protein of 706 amino acids. The transcript has a single exon. Gene Ontology annotation, molecular function: ferric-chelate reductase activity. NCBI's taxonomy places the organism in Eukaryota, Fungi, Ascomycota, Saccharomycetes, Phaffomycetales, Wickerhamomycetaceae. The record is from RefSeq and is a predicted model, not a curated record.
AUGAAGGUCGGCUCUGUUUUGAUAACUUCAGCAUUUUUACUAUGCGUUGCCAAUGCAUUGGAUCGUGUUAAGUAUUCCCAUGAAGAACUGGUGGUAAUGGGAUGUAAAUAUGCUGUCACAAAUACUGCUGUGUUCUGUAAGAAAGAUACCAGUAAAUCUUACAAAUGUCAAUGUUCAAAUAAACCAGCCUUAGGAUCAUGGUUGAAUUGUAUUUAUGAACAAGCAGGUGAAGCAAACUCAAAAGCUGAACAUUUCGUUCAAGAAUAUUGUGAAAAAUUAAACAAAACUUAUACCAAUGAUCAAUUAAGAAAAGCUUAUAAAAAUGCCACAGAGUAUCUUACAACCGUUGAUAAAAUUGAAGGAUUCAAUAAGACUAUUCCAAUUGAUACACCAAUCAAAUAUAAACAGAAAGUCUUCAAAAAAAGUUAUGAGUCUUACAAGUUGAGAUAUGAUAAUGUUGCAGAUAGUAUUGAUUUUGGGUCAGGUCUUUUAGCAUAUUGGGCUUUGAUCUUACUUGCUGCCACCAUUGUUAAUUUUGCAUCCAAAAUUUCAGUUAUUGGGGCAAAAUUCAAUUCAAAACCAUUCAAUAAAGUUAGACAAUAUGUUAGUAUGCCAUCUUUAUUUUCAAACAAGAAACAUACAGAAGCUGUUUACCCAUUGAGUAAGAAGAUCCCUUUUGUUUCAGGUCUUUUACCAACUAGAGUUGAAUCCAUUGUUCUGUUUUUCUUCUUUGCAUUGAUGGUUAUAUUUCAAGCUGUCAGAUUUAGAUGGAUUGAAGGAAACACUAUUUGGAAGUCUGAGGUUUCCCAAAUUAGUAGAUAUGUCGGUGAUAGAUCUGGUAUUUUGUGUCUAUAUGGUUUCCAAUUAACCUUUCUAUUCGCUGGUCGUAAUAAUUUGAUGUUAUGGUUGACUGGUUGGAAGCAAGCAACUUUUGUUACUUAUCAUAAAUGGAUUUCAAGAUUCAAUUUUUUAUUGUUAGUUGUUCAUGCUGCUUCAAUGCAUAUUCAGUCAGAAUCAAUUGGUAAAUUUCAAACAAGAAUUUUAACAUACUGGUAUAGAUGGGGUAUUAUUGCCGGUGUCACUGGUGGUGUUAUGUUAUUAACAGGUUCUCACUGGGUCAGAAAGAACUACUAUGAGACCUUUUUACUAACACAUAUUGUUAUGGGAGUCUUCUUCUUGAUUGGUACUUGGUUACACGCUGAUAAAUUCCAUUAUGAAGAAUAUGCUUAUGCCAUGGCUGCUAUUUGGUGUUUUGAUAGAGCAAUCAGAAUUGGUAGAUUGGUGUCAUUUGGUGUUAGAACAGCUACUGCAACUGUUGUUUCUGAUGAAACUUUGAAAAUCACUAUUCCAAAGCAUAAAUUUUGGAAGGCAUACCCAGGUGCUUUUGGUUACGUCCAUUUCUUAAGACCAACGACUUUCUUCCAAUCACAUCCAUUCACUAUUGUUUCUGAUGAUGAUGAUAAAAUUGUUUUUUACACAAAGAUUAAAGGUGGUGUUACCUCACAAAUCCAUCGUUAUUUAAGAAAACAACCAAAUCAAACUGGAACCUUGAAAGUCACGGUUGAAGGACCAUAUGGUGAUCCAAAACCAUUGAAAAGAUAUGAUACUGCAUUAUUGUAUGCUGGUGGUAACGGUAUCCCUGGUUUAUACGCUUAUGCGAAGAAACUUGCUGAAAAGACUGAUAAAAGAAUCAAAUUAUAUUGGGUUAUUAGAAACUGGCAUUCCAUUGAUUGGUUUUAUGAAGAAUUAUUGAAACUGAAAGGUGCUCCACUAGAUGUGAUAUUAUACGUGACCAAGCCAGACUCAGCUCUUGGUUCCAAAUUUGAUUCAAGCUCAUCAUCUUCAGAUUCAGAUUCUAAACACAGUAGCGAAAAAGAUGAAAAGAACCAAUUAUCAGCUCAUGAAGUUAUGGCACAACAUUUGGACUUUGUUGAAUUUAGAUUUGGAAGACCAAAUAUUGAUGAAUUGAUCAAAUCAGACUUACAAGAAUCUACCGGUAACGUUGGUGUCAUGUCUUGUGCUCAUAAUGCUAUGGUUGAUAGCAUCAGAUAUGCUGUUAGUCAAAACUUGGAGACUCCGCAAGGAAGAGUUGACUACUUCGAAGAACUUCAACAAUGGUGA